Molecule: messenger RNA, 5252 nt
Organism: Soboliphyme baturini
Lineage: Eukaryota; Metazoa; Nematoda; Enoplea; Dioctophymatida; Soboliphymatidae
Source: the annotation of a GenBank genome assembly
AUGCAGUUUGCGCAGUUGGUCGAAAAGAUAAAUGAAGAAACUGCUCGUGAUCCUAAAGAUUGUAAUGUUUCGAGUGCUCCACCGGAGUCGAGUUUACGGCGGUUUCAGUUUACUACGGCAAUGGACAAAAAAUACGGCUACGAGACGUAUGUCGGAAGGGAGCCCCGCAAUGCCUGGCUGAUCAACAUUCACCCGACAGAGGUAUUGGAUGAGAGUGACAGGUUUGUCAGUGCCGUUGAUUACUAUUUUAUCGAAGAUGACGGGUCUCGGUUUAAGGUGUCCUAUCCGUUCAAACCGUACUUCUAUAUUGCCGUUAAACCAAAAACCGAACAAGAAGUCAUGGCAUUUCUGUCCAAACGGUACGCCGGUGUCGUGUUCAACGUCGAAACGGUGCUGAAAGAAGACCUUGAAGUGCCAAAUCACCUGAUUGGAAUAAAAAAGUUGUACGUGAAGCUGACAUUCCUAAACGUCUCUGAUCUGAUAAAGGUUCGCAAAGAGCUUAUGCCCAAAAUACGUCGCAACAAGGCGCAGCAGGCAUCGCAGUCAAAUUAUUCUAUGCUGCUGACAAGUCACUUCGCGGGCAACGAUGAACAGCCGGUCGUGGCUGAUCAGACGGACAACAUGAUUGAUAUCAGAGAAUAUGAUGUUCCGUACCAUAUUCGCGCUUCGAUCGAUAUGGAAAUAUAUGCCGGUUGCUGGUAUACGGUAGCUGCACUCGGCGGGAACGAAGUCGAAAUACACAUGAAUACUAGCAUAAUCGAUCGACCGGAACCGACGAUUCUUGCGUUUGACAUUGAAACCACAAAGGCGCCGUUAAAGUUUCCUGAUGCUCAGGUGGACCAGAUUAUGAUGAUUUCUUACAUGAUCGAUACUCAAGGUUUCCUCAUCAUUAACCGCGAAAUCAUAUCUGCGGAUGUCGAGGAUUUCGAAUAUACGCCCAAACCGGAGUAUGAAGGACAGUUCAUCGUUUUCAACGAGAAAAACGAAUACGAUUUGCUUGUUCGCUUUUUCGAGCACAUCACUAGCGUAAAACCUAACAUAAUCGUGACUUAUAACGGCGAUGCUUUCGACUGGCCAUUCAUUGAAGCGCGUGCUACCAGGCAUGAAUUGAACAUGCGAAACGAGAUUGGAUUCGAAAAAGACUCCAUGGAAGAGUACAAAUGCCGCCAGUGUAUUCAUAUGGAUGCAUUUCGCUUGAUCAAAGAGGAUAUUUGGGUACUGGCAAACUAUUCGGUUUCUGACGCUGUCGCAACGUAUUAUCUGUACACACAAUACGUUCAUCCAUUCGUUUUCGCUCUCUGUACAAUCAUUCCGAUGGAGCCGGACGAGGUGCUGCGCAAAGGAUCUGGGACACUAUGUGAAGCAUUGCUGAUGGUCAAAGCGUUCCACAACAAUAUCGUAUUUCCAAACAAAAAGGAAAACAUGCCGCUGGCAAUGACAAAAGACGGCCACAUGAUUGAUUCAGAGACGUACGUUGGGGGUCACGUCGAAGCACUUGAAUCGGGCGUCUUUCGGACCGAUAUUCCGUGCAGAUUCCGUCUCGACGUCGACGCCCUGAGGCGCUUGAGCGGUGACCUUGAGCGAACGCUGCAGACGGCGAUCACGGCUGAACGGAUACCUAUGACUUCUGUGAAAAAUUUUUUGGAAAAAUGCGAGGAAGUACGUGGAAAACUGCGCGAACUGAUCGAAAACCCAAUGAGGUUGGACACGCCACUGAUCUAUCAUCUGGAUGUUGGCGCCAUGUAUCCAAAUAUCAUUCUAACGAACCGUUUGCAGCCGACAGCGAUCGUGAACGACCGAAUCUGCGCCGUCUGCGACUUCAACAAGCCGAAAGCGAGGUGUCAGAAGUCGAUGGAGUGGAUGUGGCGGGCAGAAACCUCGCCUGCAAACCGCAGUGAAUACCAGCGAAUCGUACAGCAGCUUGAAAAUGAAAAGUUUCCUUUUCCGUUGUUGGGUGCCGGCUUGCAUACCUUUCACUCGUUGCCCAAGGAAGAGCGGCAGAAGAUCGAGAACAAGCGUCUACAAGACUACUGCCGCAAAGCAUAUAAGCGUAUUCAUGAAACACGCAUGGAACUGAGAAAAACGGUAGUUUGUCAACGCGAAAACUCGUUCUACGUCGACACGGUUCGGGCUUUCCGCGAUAGGCGCUACGAAUAUAAGGCGAUGCUGAAGGGCGCGAAGGCGGCGUUAGAAAGAUCGUUGCAGAGCGGUGACGCAUCAGAGAUCAGAAGCUGUCGAUCGAAGGUAGUUUUGUACGACAGUUUGCAGCUCGCUCACAAGUGCAUUCUUAACUCGUUCUACGGCUACGUAAUGCGUCGCGGUCGACGGAACUCGCACACGUCGGUGUUUUGCAGGUCUCGGUGGCAUAGCAUGGAAAUGGCCGGCAUCGUUUGCUAUACGGGUGGGAACAUAAUCAAAGAUGCUCGUAUACUCGUUGACCAGAUAGGGUACGAUGAAAUUUUUCAAACUUUGGUAUCUUUGUUGCCAAAAUAUUCUACUGAAAGUAGGAGACCUCUGGAAUUGGACACGGACGGAAUUUGGUGCAUGUUUCCUUCGUCUUUUCCUGGCAACAUUACGUUUGAGGUCGAAAAUUUGCCUAAAAGCAAAAUCGUUGUCUCUUAUCCCGCUGCUGUGCUAAACCUAAUGGUUAUUGACAAGUACACCAAUGAUCAGUACCACACACUGAUUGACCCAGCUACACUCGAGUACCAGGUGCGUUCCGAAAACAGCAUCGCUUUCGAAGUAGACGGACCUUACAGAGCCAUGAUACUGCCCGCGUCAAAGGAAGAAGGGAAGAAAUUGAAAAAGAGAUACAUCGUGUUCAACUUCGACGGAUCGAUUGCUGAACUGAAGGGCUUCGAAAUCAAGCGACGCGGUGAACUUCAACUACUGAAAAUAUUCCAGUCGUCUGUUUUCGACGCCUUUCUGCAGGGUAAAAGCCUGAAUGAGGUUUACGGCGCCGUUGCCAAAUUGGCAAACUACUGGCUGGAUAUUUUGUAUUCCAGGGCCGUAGAUUUGCCGGAUUCGGAGUUGUUCGAGCUGAUCGCCGAAAGUCGCAACCUCUCGAAAAGGUUGGACGAAUACGGCAAACAGAAGUCGACAUCGAUAACUACUGCUAGGCGUUUGGCUGAGUUUUUGGGAGACCAGAUGGUGAAAGAUUCAGGUCUGAAUUGCAGAAUAAUUAUUGUGAAGUACCCUCCAGGUGCACCUGUUUCUGAAAGGGCGAUUCCGUUGGAUAUCUUUUUCGUCGAGAAGGGCGUCUGUCGUCAUUUCUUAAAAAAGUGGAUGAACUUUCCGGAACUCUCAGAGCGCUGUGAUAUUCGAGAUAUUCUCGACUGGGAUUAUUACAUCGAGCGGUUAGGAAGUGCCAUUCAAAAAAUCAUAACAAUUCCAGCCGCUUUGCAAGGGGUACCGAAUCCGGUUCCCCGUGUUGGACACCCAGACUGGCUACACAAACGAUUGUUGCAGAAGAACGACAGUCAGAAGCAGAAGAAGAUAAGCGACAUGUUUAAGCGCCUUCCGGAAGACGUAGUGACUUUCUUCUUGCGUGAAGCUGAACCUUCGGCUGCUCAAGAUGCAGGCACAAACAUUCAGAAGGCGUUCGUCGCUACAGGGACGAAUAAAAAUCGAGAUAUUUGUGACCUGGACUUCCCAAAGAGGUCCAAACAUAAGCAGAGUGCAGUCGAGGAUCCGUUGAUGCCGUGGCGUCAGUUUAUUGGACCGGUUCCAAAACGAGGACCGACUAAGGUUCGUUAUGAAGCGAAAUUCGAUGUACGCAGCAACGUAUUGCCAAUGUGUUUUCAGGCCAGCCAGCUGCGGUGGCUCAGUUUUAUGAAAGGGAGGUGGAAGUACUACAGAUUAAAAAGACGGCAGUUAGCUUUCCGAUCCAUUAACGACAGUAACGGGCAACCUCCAAGCAGUGACGUCGACAGGAUCGCUGGGGACAGCAUGCGUGACUUUUUCCACAAAGGCAAGAGAGCGCUGUUGAACGAAUCGUGGCAGAUUGUGCAGAUAAUAUCGACGGCUGAACCUGGAGUUUUCAACAUGUGGGUGCUGAUUAGUCAAGAGCUUAGAUGCCUAAAACUGACCGUUCCUCGAAUAUUUUACAUUAAUCAGAAAAUUCCGAAAGAUCCUGAAAACACGGAAGUGUACCGAAGAGUGAAUCGAAUUUUACCUCGCGCAAAUCCAACUCUUUAUUUGUACGAAUAUCAAGUUCCCGAGGAGAAAUUUAUCGACCAUUUGAGCGAUCUGGACAUCGAACUGAGCUCGCCGCAUAUCGAGGGGAUUUACGAAACGCACGUGCCUUUGCUCUUUCGAGCUCUUGUCACACUUGGAUGUUUGUGCCGAGUCAACGAGGAGUCGAGAUACGACCUAAUCAGAACGGGAUCGGUUAAACACGAGUGCGAAUGUUUCUCUCUAAAGCACCUGGAAUAUGUCAGUUUAGUCUCCGGCAGUUACUUGGAGCACAAUGAACUAAAGAGCAUGUUCAUCUAUAAUUAUAAUCGGUACAAGAGUGGUCGUUCGGUAUGGUCGUUGUUCAUUCCUGUCUCUUGCAGUGCAAAGAUUUGGCUUGUUGAUAGAGGCAUAUCGCUGAACGUCCCCAAUUUGAAGUCACUCUAUAUCGCAGAGCGAAACUCAAAGAAAAAUAAAUUAGGUGAACUUUUGCCAGAGGUGGAUUACGAGUUCGAAGCGUUCGCGGAAACAAAUGUGAAAGCGACUUACCUCGAAUUAUGUCGAUAUUUGCACGUUCCGAUCGGCAAUAUCCCAAAUGAUGCAACUUUGUUUGGUGCGGAUUUGUUUUUCGCGCGGCAUCUAAUCCAUCACGGUCAUGUGUUGUGGUGUUCAAGCAGCGAACGUCCAGACCUUGGUGGCAAGGAAAUGGAUGAUAGCCGAUUGGUUUCACAUAUCGGCGAGCCACAGGACAUAAAUAUUUCCCAUCCCAGUCUGUACUCGACUAUUUCUGUGGAAAUGUCCAUCGCCAGUUUACCCGUUUGUUCGCUGUUGCAGUCUCACCGAAUCAGCGAACAAGAAGGAGUCAAUGCGGCGACCUCUUUUGGAUCAUUCAAUACGUUGAGCGUCGCUGACAUGGUAGCGAAUGAAUUUCCAACAAGUGCCUGUGAUUACGACGAAGUUUAUCGAUGUGCUAGUUCAUUUAGAAUUUUAAAGUUAAUGGUGUAUAAUUGGGUCAAGGAUAUCACAUUGUACCAAAACGUUUUCGCCGACAAUCAGAUUAUUCAUUUUUACAGGUAAGU